AUGGCCGGAAGUUCCCAGAAGGGCAAAAAGAGAGUGGACAUAUCCCUUCAGCACGAAUCUUCGCUGGAUCUUCUUCCUCGUGAAAUAUGGUCAUGUAUUGCCCCGAUGGUUGCUUCAAAUUCAAUUCAGGAUCUGUUCAACAUGCAGGCAAUGUGUAAGGUGUUCCUCGGUGCGGCGAGUUCAGACACUGUUUACAAGCGUGCGACGAUGUAUAAACCGUUAGCGCACUUUUUAUCUCACCUCAACGGGCCUGAAAGGAGAUUCCUUGAACGCUGCGCGGAAGUAGGAAAUGUGGAUGCUAUAUUCCAACAGGGGUUCGUGGAUUAUUUCCCGUUGGGCCUCCGUGACAAAGGGAUGGAACUGCUUGCUAGGGCCUUUGCGGAGGGCAGCGUCGAAGCAGGUUACCUGUGUGCCAUGUUGCUAAUGUACCAUCAUGAAGAUGAGGAAGAAGUGCAAAUGGGUGUUCAAAUGAUGGAAGAUAUUCGUAUUUCUGGGCAGCUCGAGAGCUACAGCAAGUUCUUCAGCGGCAUUUCCAAAGAUGUCGUUGUGCUCUUGUUAGAAAUGUAUGCACCUGGAUGA
Molecule: messenger RNA, 579 nt
Organism: Arachis duranensis
Lineage: Eukaryota; Viridiplantae; Streptophyta; Magnoliopsida; Fabales; Fabaceae
Product: putative F-box protein At1g67623
Exons: 1
Coding region: 1-579 (192 amino acids)
Molecular function (GO): protein binding
Source: RefSeq, a predicted model, not a curated record